CUUGUUCCUUUCACACAAAAAUCUGACCCUUUUUCUUCCUCUUCUCUUUUUUUCUCUCUCUCCCUCUCUUCUUUUUACUUGUUUCAACACAGCAGCACAAAAAACAGUUCUCAAUUUUCAUCAAAACAGAAGAGAAUUUGAAACUACAAAAAAAAAAAAAAUAGAAAUCAACCAAAUAAAACUACGGAUCCAUGUUAGUAGAAAAAUAUGGCAUGGUGCAGUCAAUCAACAGUUCUCCCAAUAAUAUCAUCAUCAGAUCAGGAAAAUAAUGUUAUUAUGGUCACUUCAAAAACUAGAUUCAUAACUUGUCCUUCAUGUGGACACAACAUACAGCUUCAACAUCAGAGGGGAAUACUACAUGAUUUGCCUGGUCUACCAGCUGGAGUGAAGUUUGAUCCAUCAGAUGGAGAGAUACUUGAACAUUUAGAAGCAAAAGUACUUUCAGAUAAUCAUAAAAUUCAUCCCCUUAUUGAUGAUUUUAUUUUGACCAUUGAUGGACAAAAUGGUAUCUGCUACACUCAUCCACAGAAACUACCAGGAGUCAACAAGGAUGGUCAAGUGCGUCAUUUCUUUCAUCGUCCAUCAAAAGCAUACACGACGGGGACAAGAAAACGUCGAAAGGUACACACUGAAAUUGAUGGUGGUGAAACAAGAUGGCACAAGACAGGUAAAACAAGGCCAGUUUACAUAAGUGGAGUUGUCAAAGGUUACAAGAAAAUUUUGGUACUUUAUACAAAUUAUGGUAGACAGAGAAAGCCUGAGAAAACAAAUUGGGUAAUGCACCAAUAUCACUUAGGUGAAAAUGAAGAAGAAAAAGAUGGAGAAUUAGUUGUUUCAAAAGUUUUCUACCAAACACAACCUAGACAAUGUGGAUCAUCAACCAUAAAAAAAACAAUUGAUCAUAGCAACAAUAUUAUUAACCCCCUCCUUAAAACAACGAAUUUCGUCGAUUAUUAUAAUCCUAAUCCUUUCGUUUCAUAUAAUGUUGAGAGCCAAAGCUCACCUCAUGAGUUAAUUCAGAAUUUGGUUGUUCAUGGUGAUGGCUCAUCUUUUGUUAUACCUUCAGAAGCAAGCAAAGAGAAGUGAGAAAGUAGGAAGAAAAUGAAAGCUAUUAUUAUUACUAUUAUUAAGGGUUCUUUUUUUUUUAAAAAAAAUGUUGUUGUAGUGUGUAAAAGUCUUUAAGUUAAAAGAUUUGAGGUGCUAAUGAGGAUGGAGGAAUAAAAUAAAUGUUUACUUUUAACUGAUUAAAGAUUAAUAAUCUACUUUCUUAGGUCGAUCAGUUCUUUGUUUAAUUAGGGUUUUCUUUGUUUUGUUUUGUUAUUAAUAUACCGUGUUCAUUAUUUA
Molecule: messenger RNA, 1344 nt
Organism: Solanum lycopersicum (tomato)
Lineage: Eukaryota; Viridiplantae; Streptophyta; Magnoliopsida; Solanales; Solanaceae
Source: RefSeq, a predicted model, not a curated record